Nerophis lumbriciformis (worm pipefish) is the source of this 1849-nucleotide messenger RNA. RefSeq names its product methionine adenosyltransferase 1A (gene mat1a). Lineage: Eukaryota; Metazoa; Chordata; Actinopteri; Syngnathiformes; Syngnathidae. The record is from RefSeq and is a predicted model, not a curated record. Gene Ontology annotation, molecular function: ATP binding; methionine adenosyltransferase activity. Gene Ontology annotation, biological process: S-adenosylmethionine biosynthetic process.
GGACCAUGUGGGCUCCGACGUGGAGUUUAGUAGCAAAGACGUUGUGUCGGCUGCAGGCCCUGCCCAAAAAAGACAAGCAUUAGCAGGAAUAUCGGUGCAUAGAACAACAGUUCUCCGCCUGUGGGAACUGAGGGACCCCUUCCACAACUCCUCCUUUUCCUCCUCUGUGAAAAGCUGCCCCCCGAAAGAAAAAAAAGAAAAAUGGGUGAUCUGCUGGAGGACGGCUCGUUCAUGUUCACGUCGGAGUCUGUGGGAGAGGGACAUCCAGACAAGAUUUGCGACCAGAUCAGCGAUGCCGUUCUGGACGCUCACCUCAAGCAGGACCCCGAUGCCAAAGUGGCCUGUGAGACGGUGUGUAAGACGGGCAUGGUGCUGCUCUGCGGAGAGAUCACGUCCCGGGCCAACGUUGACUACCAGAAGGUGGUGAGGGAGGCCAUCAAACACAUCGGCUACGACAACUCCGAUAAAGGUUUCGACUACAAGACGUGUAACGUUCUGGUGGCUUUGGAGCAGCAGAGUCCAGACAUUGCUCAGGGGGUCCAUGUGGACCGCAAGGAGGAGGACAUCGGCGCCGGAGACCAGGGUCUGAUGUUCGGCUACGCCACAGACGAGACCGAGGAGUGCAUGCCUCUCACCAUCGUCUUAGCCCACAAGCUCAACUCCAAGAUGGCGGAGCUCAGACGCAACGGUACCAUCCCUUGGCUGCGCCCGGACUCCAAAACUCAGGUGACCGUGCACUACGACCAGAAAGAUGGCGCUGUGAUCCCCAAGAGGGUCCAUACUGUCGUUGUCUCCGUGCAACACGACGACUGCAUCUCUCUGGAAGAACAGAAGAAGGUCCUCAGGGAAAAGGUGAUCAAUGCGGUGGUGCCCGCCAAGUACUUGGACGAUAAGACAGUCUACCACCUGCAGCCCAGCGGCCGCUUUGUCAUCGGUGGACCUCAGGGAGAUGCCGGCGUCACGGGCCGCAAGAUCAUCGUGGACACGUACGGGGGCUGGGGCGCUCACGGGGGCGGAGCUUUCUCGGGCAAAGACUUCUCCAAAGUGGACCGCUCGGCCGCUUACGCCGCUCGCUGGGUGGCCAAGUCUCUGGUCAGGGCCAAGCUGUGCAGGAGGGUCCUGGUCCAGGUGUCCUACGCCAUCGGGGUGGCUCACCCGCUGUCCAUCUCGUUGUUCACCUACGGCUCGUCCAAAAAAACGGAGUCGGAGCUUCUCCACAUCGUCAACAAGAACUUUGACCUGAGGCCAGGAGUCAUUGUCAGGGAACUGCAGCUGAAGAGGCCCAUCUACCAACAGACCGCCACCUACGGUCACUUUGGCCGGCCAGAGUUUUCCUGGGAGGUUCCCAAAAAGCUUAUUUUGUAGAACGCUCAACUUAAAUAAGCCAGAAAGAUGAAUCAAACCAAAGUUAUGCAGGGGGAUAGGAGGAUAUAUAAUGUGAAGGACAUCUAAUGGGAGACAUCUUUCAUCCUAUUAGCCUGGUGCUUAUUUCCCCGACUCCCGUAUUUUUUUAAAUAAAUGUAGAUUUACAAAUCACCACAACCUCAAUGAAUGUACAAUAGACGUUGUUUUUGUUGUUGUAAUCAUUAAAACAAAGCCGUGCUCAACAAACAGGUCAAUAAAUAAGACACAGGGAGCGCGAUGGUCUGCUCUCACAAGCAUGUUACAAUCAACCAAACUGUAAAAUAGCCUUUGCUUUAUUUUCCCAACUGCUGUGCUUCAGUGUACGGAGCCCCUAAAGGGACAUGGAGGAAAUCUAUUUUUAUUUUUUUAUAAUUCAUUUUUAUUUUUUUUAGACAUGUAUCUCGUGCGCACGAGAAACUUUUUCUAAAGUUAUAAAAAAAAAUAA